Messenger RNA from Anopheles maculipalpis, 1692 nucleotides. RefSeq names its product acetyl-coenzyme A transporter 1. The transcript has 3 exons. Gene Ontology annotation, molecular function: acetyl-CoA transmembrane transporter activity. Lineage: Eukaryota; Metazoa; Arthropoda; Insecta; Diptera; Culicidae. Gene Ontology annotation, cellular component: membrane. The coding region runs from base 1 to 1614 and encodes 537 amino acids. The record is from RefSeq and is a predicted model, not a curated record.
AUGAGCAACAGACGCAAGAAAACCGAUCGUGCCAAUCACGAAACGCUCCUGCCGCUGGCUGACGAUGAGGAGAAGCAUGAAAAAAGUGACCUGCGUGGCGACUGGGGCAACAUUGCCAUACUGUUCUUUCUCUAUCUGCUGCAAGGCAUUCCGAUCGGAUUGGCCUCGGCCAUACCGAUGCUGCUGCAGAAUCGUGGUGCAAGCUACAAACAGCAGGCCGAAUUCAGCUUCGCUCACUGGCCCUUCAGCUUAAAGCUACUAUGGGCACCGAUAGUGGAUUCACUGUUCUGGAAACGUUUUGGACGACGAAAAUCGUGGCUCAUCCCAACACAGUAUCUGAUCGGCAUAUUUAUGCUGAUUCUGUCGCUGCACGUGAAUCGUUGGCUGGGAGCAGAACGCAGCACCACAACCGAAUUCAAAGACCAUUCCAGCGUUGAGAGCGGCAGCACACUCAACAUUCCGCUACUGAGCUUUAUCUUCUUUAUGUUAAACUUUCUGGCCGCUACCCAAGACAUUGCGGUAGAUGGAUGGGCCCUGACGAUGCUGAAACGUUGCAAUGUCGGACAUGCUUCGACCUGCAACAGCGUGGGCCAAACGGCGGGAUAUUUCCUCGGAUACGUUGCCUUCAUGGCACUGGAAUCGGCAGAAUUUUGCAACAGCUAUUUACGCUCCGAACCCGCACCCGAGGGUUUGGUGAAUCUGUCCGGAUACCUAUGGUUCUGGGGGUUGGUGUUUCUCGUCACAACUACACUGGUGGCGUUCGGGAAACGUGAACUCGCGCCCAGCAUCGAUCGUGGUCACGAGGAACACUUGGAGCUGGACAUUAAGCAAACCUACCGUCUGCUGGUGGAUAUAAUGAAAAUGAAACCUAUCCUAACGCUGGUAGCGGUACUGCUAACGGCCAAGGCAGGUUAUGCCGCGUGCGAUGCAGUUACCUCGCUUAAACUGAUCGACGCAGGUGUUCCGAAGGAUAAACUGGCACUGCUCGUAGUUCCGCUUGUGCCGCUACAGAUCGUUUUACCGCUAGCGAUCAGCAAAUACACGGCUGGCACGCGACCAAUGGAAGUAUAUCUGAAAGCGAUCCCGUACCGGAUAGCACUCACACUAACGGCGGCCGGUAUCGUAUGGAUCACACCGGCCAUCAUACAAAAUCACCACGUACCGUACUAUUACUACAUACUACUGCUGACAAACUACGGGCUGUAUCAGAUCGCACUGUACAGCAUGUUUGUGGCCGUGAUGGCAUUUUUCGCACGCAUCAGCGAUCCUGCCGUUGGUGGCACCUACAUGACACUGCUGAACACACUCAGCAAUCUCGGAGGCAAUUGGCCAACAACCGUUGUGCUGUGGUUAGUGGACUAUGUCACGUGGAGACGGUGCUCGAACGCAGCCGGUAAUGACUGUUCCGAUGCAGCUUUAAAAGAGACUUGCACCGCCGGUGGUGGUCAGUGUACGAUCACGAUCGAUGGGUAUUAUAUAGAGAUAUUUAUUUGCCUCUUGUAUGGGCUCCUCUGGUAUCGGUGGGGCAGUGGCAAAAUACGUCAACUACAGGAACUACCGCUCAAAGCGUGGCGCGUAGCGCGCAAAGUUCACCACCGUACGCAUAGCAGCUAGCAAUUAAUGCAACUAAUAUGACAAUUCCAUUUAUUCGGUGCUUUAAGCCAGCAGGGUAAGGCGAACUGAUGAAAAACA